Molecule: messenger RNA, 1393 nt
Organism: Lytechinus variegatus (green sea urchin)
Lineage: Eukaryota; Metazoa; Echinodermata; Echinoidea; Temnopleuroida; Toxopneustidae
Product: flocculation protein FLO11-like
Exons: 1
Coding region: 32-1393 (453 amino acids)
Source: RefSeq, a predicted model, not a curated record
CUUCUCGUCUCCGCGGAGAAAAUUUCCAGAGAUGUCGGAAAUGGCCAAAUAUUUGAAGAAGCAACGGAUAAGUCUUCAUGAUAUAAUCUUCAAGAACCGGAAAUCGAGUCGAGAGGAGAUUAAGAGGGAAACGCCAGAGGAAAGAGUCGUCGUACAAGUGGUUGCAGAGAAAGGUGCAAUUGGCAUGAUUGGACAACAUUCACUGGGUGAAUCCAGGAAAUGCCCUUCACCUAAACCAGUGCGAUCUCUUGUCCAGGUGACCAGUUCUGCUCCAGACAACGUCUCUGCAGUCGAUCGGAAUGUAAGGGACGGGAUGCCCGUCUUUGGGCGAACGGUGAAGAGGACUCCCGUAGAUUCAGAGAGUUGUGAGAAUAGCUCAGGUUCUGAUAACAACGAGGGACACCGAUACAAAUCAGAUUCGGAUUCUUCCGAUGAGAAUUACAUCAUAUCGAGAUAUUUCAGAAGUAUGGCUCUUUCCGAUGAAGAAGAACCCUCAUCGGGUACAAGAUUGGGUGUACCCGUCAUAGAAACCGGGAGCUCACGGUCGUUGUCGGCAAUUCCUUCGAUAGAUAUGCCGAAUGACACAUCGUUGUCGCGGUCGUGCUACGAGAUCUGUUCGAACAGAAUCCCAGGAACACCAUGCGGGAGUUCAUGUUCGAUGUCGUUCAAGCGCCAGAAGAAAGGAAAAUCAUCGAUGACGAAUUGGUCUAAUGCAGGCAGUGAGGGGGAUAUGACUGAAAUAAUCCCGCUCGGAUCGUCCACCGUGACAAGUAAGACGAAUCGAUCAUCGAAGCAGGAGACGCUGUCGCCGUUGAAUCUCAGUCAUUUUGAAACGACCCCACGCAGUUCUUCAGUCAAGUCCAUCAACAGAGAACCGAGUUCUCUCCACGUCUCUCCGAGCCGUUCACCAAACCUUUCUGGUGAUCCGACGACAUCGCCAUCGUCAGUGAUGUCUGGGGACACCUUACCGCCUGCUCCCUCGCCAUUCUCCUCCUACGAUGUUGCCAACCAUCGCUCGCUUCGUCCUGGUAGCGCGGUCAUGCUCCCUCACUGGGAAUCAAAUCUACUUCCCCUCCGACCAUCGUCCUCCAAUCCCGCCAUCAACAAGGCCUCGGAAUACCAGACCAUUCCGUCUCACCCGCUCCGGCCCGUCCAGCUGAGCCCGUUAACGAGAUCAAACCCAAACCUCCGUGUCUACUCGCCGUCCGGAUCUUCAAGGUCGUUGUCGCCAUCGUCUGCCUUUGGCACAUCGCCAUCGACAUCACCAAGGCUUCUGAGUCCCUUACCGAUCCCCAUCCCGCCUUCAUCACCCCGCCCAACGUCCCAAUACAGACGCGCACCACGGGUGAAAAAGACGAAGACCAAAUUCCAACAGAACUUUGACAACUUGUGA